Messenger RNA from Penicillium malachiteum, 1011 nucleotides. RefSeq names its product Mov34/MPN/PAD-1 family protein. The record is from RefSeq and is a predicted model, not a curated record. Gene Ontology annotation, biological process: protein deneddylation. Gene Ontology annotation, cellular component: cytoplasm; COP9 signalosome. Gene Ontology annotation, molecular function: metallopeptidase activity; deNEDDylase activity; protein binding. Lineage: Eukaryota; Fungi; Ascomycota; Eurotiomycetes; Eurotiales; Aspergillaceae. The transcript has 2 exons. Bases 1 to 1011 code for a protein of 336 amino acids.
AUGGAUGCUGCACAGCAAUCCUGGGAGCUUGAUAAUGCCGUCCGUGUCUUCGACCCCCAACGUGAUGCACUCUACCAAUACGAUGAAGCCACCCACAAAGCACUGAACAACGAGAAACCAUGGGCAACAAACCCCUACUAUUUCAAAUAUGUGCAGAUCUCAGCAACGGCACUAUUGAAAAUGGUCAUGCACGCCCGCUCGGGUGGGUCCCUUGAAGUGAUGGGUCUAAUGCAAGGCUACAUCCUCCCGGAAACAUUCGUUGUAACAGACGCAUUCCGACUGCCCGUUGAAGGCACCGAGACACGUGUGAAUGCUCAAGAUGAGGCAAAUGAAUACAUCGUUUCUUAUCUACAGUCAUGUCGAGAUGCGGGACGACGAGAGGACGCUGUCGGCUGGUAUCACAGUCACCCUGGAUAUGGUUGCUGGUUAUCUGGUAUUGAUGUCAGCACACAAAAUAUGCAACAGAUGAUGGGGCCGUUUGUGGCUGUUGUCAUUGAUCCUGAGAGAACUAUCUCAGCGGGCAAGGUGGAGAUCGGCUCCUUCCGAACUUUCCCUGAGGGUUACACACCUGCGAAAGAGACUCAGGAAGACGAUGAAUAUCAGACAAUUCCUUUGGGCAAAGUGGAGGAUUUUGGAGCCCAGGCAAACCGGUAUUACUCGCUUGAGACAACACAUUUCAAGAGCACCCUUGACUCGGAGAUCUUGUCCUUGCUUUGGAACAAAUACUGGGUUGCUACUCUCAGCCAGAGCCCGCUUUUCGCCUCUCGUGAUUAUUCCAGCAAGCAGAUGAUGGACCUAAGUCAAAAGGUGCGCAAUGCUUCGCGACAAAUCGACAAUUCUGGCCCGUCUGGUCCGCGUGUCGGCAGCACCGUGUUUAAGGACCAGCAACUUGAAAAGGUCGUGCGCGGUGGCCAGCGGAUUGUCUCGGAGGAAGUUAAGGGUCUCCUGGCAUCUGAGGUCAAGAUGAAGCUCUUCCAGGAUAUAGGAGAGAAAUCCAAUCCAAUGGCCUAA